CCUCUCUCUCUCUCUCUCUCUCUCUCUUCGGAGAGGGAGGAGGAGGUGAUAAAGGCCGGGGCUCCUGGGGAGCGUGGCCGAGAGUCCGAGGCGCCGCUGGAGCGGAGGAGGAGGAGGAGGGCCUGGGUUCGAGUGCUGCCGGCUGCUUCUCGGGCGCAGGAUGGCGGCUGCGGGGCUGCGGGGCCCCUUGCCCUGGGAGCCCCUUGGCCUGGCCGCCCUGCCGCCCUCGGCCCCGGCGGGGCUCCCGGCUGCUCCCGCUGCUUCGGCCUCGGAGAAAGGCGGCGCGGCGGCGGAGGGCCGGAUCCGGAGGCCGAUGAACGCCUUCAUGGUCUGGGCCAAGGACGAGAGGAAGCGCCUGGCCCUCCAGAACCCGGACCUCCACAACGCCGAGCUCAGCAAGAUGCUCGGCAAAUCCUGGAAGUCCUUAACCCCAUCACAGAAGAGGCCCUAUGUCGAAGAGGCAGAGAGGUUGAGGGUUCAACACAUACAGGACUACCCCACCUACAAAUAUCGCCCUAGAAGGAAGAAACAGGUGAAACGGAUCUGCAAGCGGGUAGAUCCAGGAUUCAUCUUGGGAAACCUUUCCAGAGAUCAAGACCACAUGCUAGAAAAGAGGACAUGUGGCAGGGCAGCAGGUGAGAAAGACGGACAGCCCGAAUACUCUCCUGCUUCCAUGCUUGGGAGAUACCGGGAGGCGCCAGGCAGCAGUACCAACAACCUUGGUACCCACAUGGACAGUUAUCCAUAUGGGUUGCCAACACCACCUGAGAUGUCCCCAUUGGAUGUCAUCGACCCGGAUCAAAGUUUCUUCUCCAGCCCUUGCCCGGAAGAUCCUCACCGCCACCAGAUGCCCGGAGCCCCUUACUCUCUGGAAUACAACCACAGCCCCCUCCAGUGUAACCAGCCUCUGAGCCACAUGGCAGUUGCUCAGGCCCCUUCCUCCAUCCAUCCCUCACCGUCUAGUUGUCCCGGAGCUCCACCUUUGGGAAAUUAUUACCCCCCAGUUUUCCAUCCCACUCUCCAUGCUCCCAACCUCCAGUCCCACCUCGGCCAACUCUCUCCUCCUCCUGAGCACCAGAACUUCGACACUCUCGACCCUUUGAGCCAAGCCGACCUACUGGAGGAAAUGGAUCGCGAUGAGUUCGACCAGUAUCUCAACACCCCAGGACUUCAGGAGCCUAGUGGGCUGGUAAUCAGUGGACAUGUCCAGGUGUCACAAGUGGCCAGUGGGUCACAAGCCAUCGCUUCUGCCUCUUCCUCCUCUGAGGCCAGCCUCAUUUCGGUCCUCGCAGAUGCGACGGCCACUUAUUACAACAACUAUGGUGUUUCCUAGGCUGGAAAGAGCCAACUUCAUCCCCAUGGACCAAUUCAGGACAGACUGGGUCAUUUUAUGGGCCAAAAAGAAAAAGGUCUGCGGGCAUCUCCAAUCUCCUCUCUGUUGUCCCUUAUUCUCAGGGUUGCCCUGUCUGGGACUGAAAUUGCUUUGGAGUUGACUCUGGACUAAGUCACCACUAUAAUUUAUCAGUCUACUAUAAUUUAUCAAAUCUCCCAUGGCACCAUACCCUCUCUAAAUGUUGAGUAUCUGGACUUCAGAAUGAGCUUUCUAUCCCGCUGAGAAGGACAAUGCAAGGGUGUUGGGAUGACAUAUUAAAAUCCAGUUUAGCUUUACAUUUGGCCUCAUUAGGGCUUUAAAAUACCUGCGUCCCCCAUGCCAUGGCUACCGGCUGAUCUGUACACUGAAAUAUAUUCAGAUGGGAAAUGAGUAGUUUCCCAUCUUGAAGCUGUAUAAGAUCAAACCUGAAUGGCAGACUUAAGGCCUGGAUCAUUUUGAUUAUUUCCAGCUAGAGUAGAUCCAAUGAACUGUUGGAUAGUCAGUCUACAUAUAGGUAAAUCCCAUUGAUUCAAUGAGUCUACUGUAGCCAGGACAAACAACAGACAUUUUAGGGGAUUGUCUCUGUACUUAAUGCAAUUGCUACAGUUUGAUACUGUAUGGAAUCCUGGGAUGUGUUGUUUGGUCAGUGACUAAGAAUUUUCUGCUAGAAUGCUCUAAUCCAAUGGUUUCUAAUCCUCGCAAGUGGUUUGGAUUUCAGCUUUCGGUUUGGUCAGUGGUCGAGGAUUCUGGGAGCUGGUUCAAAACAUAUAGGAUCACCACUGUUCUGGUGCCUAUCUACAGAGAGUUCCAAGUUCCCCAUCAAACUAGAAAUCCCAGGACUCUGUAAGGUAGAUCUGUGACAGUUAAAGUGAUAUGAACACUAUACAUCUGUUCAGUGCAUUUACUCUGAGCAGUCUCCUCCUUAACUUCAACUGGUCAAAUCAACAGUAAAGGGAGCUGUCCAAGGUGCUCAACUCUAUCCCCAGAACAGGUUCAUCAUUUUUGGGGUAGUUUGUUUAAAGUUUGGAAUAAAACCUGGAGCAGAUUCACUGUCCUCUUUCUCCUCCUUGCCUAGUUGUUGUGCUCUGAAAAAACAAGAAAAAACAUCUUCCAAUCUGAAUUCUUUCUCCAGGCUAGCUUUGAGUGAGAAUUUCACCUUUUGAUUUAAACAUUAUUUCCCCCACUUUUUGUAAACAUCUUCAUUUAAUUGGUGAAAGUUGUACUGCACUACUAAAAACAACAACAAACCAUAAACCUGGCUCUCAGAGCAUUUCUGUGCAAUGUGAGCAAAAUAUGAACUGUCCAUUUUGAAGCACCUCUGCUUCUGCUUUCACAGGCGCUGUGAAAAACUCAUCUCCAGGCUGUCAAAAGAUUAAAAAAUAAGUGUACAGCUGGUAGCUCUUGUAAUAGUCACAGAAAUCCCUGGCAGACUUGAAUGUAUGUCAAUAACUUGCAACAGAGCUGCAAUUUCCUCUUCUCGGUGUGCGUUUGUUAUCGCCUCCACUGUUGUGGGUGCGGUUGUAUUUGGUGUGCUGUUUGUACCUCCUUGAUUUUCCUGUCGGAAACUUGGAGAGAGGAGAAAGCCCAGGAGGAGAUGCAGAUGGCUCCUUGGAAACCUCUGCCUGCGCUUUCACAAGUGCUGUGAAAAACUCAUCUCCCGGGUGUCAAAAGAUUGAUGAGAUGCAGGGCAUCCAGAAUCAGGCCUUGCAACAUUUUUGUACUUAACUUUUACAGCAAUGUAAAGAAGAGGAAUUGGAUCAAAGCAUCACCGGAUCAGAUUGUUUCUCUGAUCUAAAUUAUGCCUCCUCCAGCAAAACUGUGGAGCUAAAUGGAAGCUUCCAAGAGGAAGGUGAUAUAGAAGUGGGGAAAGUGUUCAAAGACCCUAUCACUAAAAGGUCCCCAAACUUGAAGCUUUUGGACAUCAACUCCCAGGUUUCCUAGCCAUUGGCCAUGGUGGUUAGGGCUUCUGGAGAUUGACAUCCAAAAGAUCCAUUCCCAGUGUCAGUGCUUCAGUCCAGUUUAUUUCCCUUGGCAUUGCAACUGCUCUUAACUUCAGAUCUGAGUCUGCAUCGAUACUGCAGAAUUAAUGGAGUUGAUUAAUAAGUAAUAUCUCUUCCAUGUUGCUUUCUUCCCUGUCCAGCUUUCACAACUGUACAUGGAAAUUGGCAGUACUAUGGCAUGGAUGAUCCUGACUUUGGUAUUCAGUGAUAUAUCUUUAUACUUGACGAUCUUAUAUAGUUCCUUCAUGGCUGACAUUUCCAAAUCUAAGGCUGGAUCCACAGUGGAGAAAUAAUGCAGUUUGACACUGCUUUAACCGCCAUGGCUUACUGCUAUGGAAUGCCGGGAUCUGUACUUUUGUGAGCUCUUUAGCCCCCUGUUUCAGAGAACUCCAGUGCCACAACAAACUACAAACCCCAGAAUUCCAUAGGAUGGAGCCAUGGCAAUUUAAGUCAAAUUGUAUAAAUUCUGUAAUGAAAAAACAGCCUAAGAGAAGCCAGUGUGGCUACUGAGUCAACAAAACAUCUUAUGGACCAAUAAUGUGUAGGUUCAUUUACAAAAUGGCUCUUAAAAGAUUCAAGAUUUUUAUAUUUCGGAAACAUAGUUUGUCAAGUCAGCCAUGUAGAAAAAUGGCUUUUAGAAAAAUGAUUCCCUGCAAAAGUGUCUGUUUAUAGGAGGAAGAUGCAUACUUGUCUACAUCAAAGGAGGGCAUUACUGAUCAACAUUUGGCCUUUUUGGUUGCAGUAGACCCAGACUGCUCAGUGAUGGGUUUUGUAUUUCUAAAAUCAUAAUGAAGUUACUAGGCUGGUCAUGCUGUAAUGCCCUUUGCACAGUUAUAGGAAAUGUCUCAGACCAUGACAAUGCCACUUACGAAAACAAAACUCAUUCCUUUAACAUUAUUUUCCUAUGCAGUGCUGAAGCUAAUUGGUUUUUUCAACAGACGAAAGCAUAAGAACGGAAAAGGAGCCCAGAGAUCCUACAGAAAUCCCAUAUACUCCCUUUGCCUUCCCUUGAAGUAAAUAAUACAAUAAUAACAGUAAUGAACAAUUCACCGAAGCUCUUGUGAGAACCAAAAUAUGCUGUCUGGAGCAAUUGCCUCACCCCUGACUGUUAAAUUAAACUCUUAAUCUGUUAAGCAUAGUCUGAACCCAGGACUUCUGAGCAGCUGCAUCUACACUGCAGAAUUAAUACCGUUUAACACUGCUUUAAUUGCCAUGGCGUACGUCUAUGGAAUACUAGGAUUUGUAGGUUUGUGAGAUAUUCAGCCUUCCCUGCCAGAGAGCUCUGGCACCACAACAAACUACAAAUCCCAGAAUUCUGUAGGAUGGCCCCAUGACAGUUAAAAGUGGUGUCAAACUUCAUUAAUCUGGAGAACUGGUCACAGGGCCUUGGGCAGUCCUCCUCCCAAAUCUGAUUAUCCCAGGUCCUGAGAUUUCAGUACCAAAAUCUGUGGCCUAGGAAUGAUUUCUUGUGUCACAGAAGCCAGAAAAGCCAUUGGUGAAAUAAUUAAACAUGAUACACUAAAUACAAUGGGCCCUUGGUUUGGUUCCAGGAUCCCUCGUGGAUACCAAAAUCCAUGGAUGCUCAAGUCCCAUGAAAUACAAGGGUGUGGUAAAAUGGAGUGCCUUAUAUAAAAUGUCAGCAUCAAAGUUUGCUUUGCUUUUGGAUCCAUGGAUAACGAAUCUGCUGAUAUGGAAGGCUGACUGUAUUAACCACAGUUGCACAGAGUACGGCCGCUGAAAUUUAAAAAUAACACACAGAUCAAAUCUGGUAGCUUAAGCAUUAGCCACAAUUGCACAGGGGAGGCCAUUGACAUUUUUAAAACGCACACACACCAAGUCCCAUGAAUGAGAAAGACACUCACACCACUUUUUAAUGGCAGCUCUUUUGACUCCAGAUUUCUUCUCCUUGUCCUGAGGUUUGGUUUGGAGAACAUCCAGGCUCUGAGAUUGGGCACUCCUAUAUUUCAGUGCCAUGUUUUAUUCCAAUUGUGCAUGGGUGCGGCAUUCUCUGUGUUGCAAAAUAUCAUAUAUCAAAAUAUCCUGGCCAGACUCAGAAUUCAAAGAUAUAGCCGUGUUAGUCUGUAGAAUCAGUAUAUAGAGAGAUCUUGUAGGGCCUUUGAGACUAAGUGAAAGAAAGAAGUUGGCAACAUGAGCUUUCCUAGACUUCAGUCUACUUCCAUCUGAGCAAGUAGGCUUAAGUCUAUGAAAGCUCAUGCUGCCAACUUCUUUCUUUCACUUAGUCUCAAAGAUACUACACAAUCUUUCUGGCCAUACUCAGUUGUCUAGCAGUCCUUUGUGGAAGUGGGUUGUAAGUUGAGACAUCUAGUUCUUCUGUGGAACACAACUAGGGUUGCCAGGGUGAAAACUGGAGAAGGCUCCUGUACCUUUAAUGGUUGUAUAGAAGAGGUCAUUUUGGCAGGUGUUGCUUAUCACACAACCAGGUAACAUCAUCUGCUGAAAUGUCCUUUUCCACUCAAGGUUUAAAGAUACAGGAGCCACUAGGUCCAGCUUUGAUUUUGGAAGCACUGAAUUCGAAUCACAGAGCUAUGCCUUCUGUCUCUGACCUUUCCCAUAUGUCAUGGGGCAGGAAGCUGAGGGCCUUCAACCGAUUGUCCAAACUGGAGUAAACCCUCUUGAAUCAAUAGGAUUUACACUUGGGUCAAGAACCCAUUUUUGUUCCUCUGCCAUGCUGGCUGGAAAAGCCUUUUUUGGCCUUAAAACCAUGGCAAAAAAACAUGCCGCCUUUCAUUCCCAUUUUGGGGCAUAUUCAUGGACAGUGUUUUUUGGAUUAUGCACCCCUUGGAGGUAUCCUGGGUACAAAUGUGACCUAAAAGCCUCCAGCAGUUGAUCAUCCCUGGUCUAAAAGUAUCUUGUGAAGUUUUAGGAGUUGGAAAGAUUUCUUCCUGCCAUUCCAGGACUGGUUUUUUGGCGUCUCCUUCCCACAAAAAGGACUAGAGCCUUGCAUGUGUGAAGGUACACAAUUUACAGCCAUGUCUUUAAAAAUCUGACCUAAAAUGUGGCAAAAUAAGAUUAUACGAGCAUUACAAGAAUGUUGAUGCAUCAUUUUCUUUUUUCAGAUAGAGAAUGCCAGUUGAAAGCUCUGAGUACUGUGGCACUGAACAAUUCAUUUGGUUUGGGGUGCUUGUGAUUUUUCCCACCACACUAUGGAAGAGGCAGCACAGAAUUCUGCCCAUGCUCAGACACACUGUUGAUCGGUCCACAUGUACCCUUUUGCUGGUACCAAAUACACCUUGAUAUCCACUGGGGUUUGGUUCCAGGACCUCCCCAUGGAUACCAAAAUUCAGAGAUUCUCAAGUCCCAUUAUAUGCAAUGGUAUAGUAAAGUGAUGUCCCUUGUAUAAAAUAACAAAUCCGUGGAUACAGACUGCACAAUGUCUGGAGAGAUCUUUGUUGGAAAGAAUACAUACCAUGAGUGCUUCAUUUAUAAUAAACCAUCCUGGAAGAAAGAUACUUCAAUAUUUAGACAUCGAAAGUCCUCCCCUCUUUUUCCAUAUUGGUCUUUUUCUGCCCAAAACAAUAUUGUACAUAUCUGUAUACUUUUCAGACCGUUUCCUGACCCAUCUCACCUUUUGUAUGGCUAGAAUGUCUUGUCUGGAGAGAAAUGGACUCUGUGUCUUUGUUAAUCAGCUAUUUAACAGAGUCUGUCUUAAUGUAAUGAUUAGUUAGCCGGUUUCUAUAAUUCUGUUUUUGGUUUUGUUUGUUUUUCUACUUUUGUUCUUGGAGUGUGUGCUUUAAUAUCCCAAUAAAGCUUUUAUAUCUAUGAAAACCAAAAUAAAUAAAUAAAACAUAAGAAA
This is a messenger RNA of Sceloporus undulatus (fence lizard), 7186 nucleotides long. It is a transcript of the gene SOX7, whose product is annotated as SRY-box transcription factor 7. The transcript is spliced from 2 exons. Gene Ontology annotation, molecular function: DNA-binding transcription factor activity, RNA polymerase II-specific; RNA polymerase II cis-regulatory region sequence-specific DNA binding. NCBI's taxonomy places the organism in Eukaryota, Metazoa, Chordata, Lepidosauria, Squamata, Phrynosomatidae. Gene Ontology annotation, biological process: anatomical structure morphogenesis; regulation of DNA-templated transcription; cell differentiation. The coding region runs from base 161 to 1333 and encodes 390 amino acids. The record is from RefSeq and is a predicted model, not a curated record.